CUUAUCGCCUGUUGGAGUUGGUUUUCCGUUCGAAUCCCGGAGUGAGAGACAGUACAGGAUGCCAGAGUUCUCUCAGUGCGCCUGGUGGAUGUUCUUCAUCAGCAUAUUGUUGCUGUUUCUUCCAUGUGGAGGAAGAAGUGGCAGUUCUGGCCAUCAGCAUCCGAAUGGUACAAUCACAUUUAAUCUUGAUGAAACUGUACCUGUGUCUCAGCACGACACCUGGCUGAUUAAUAAUGUUGUCCAGGCAAAUGAAAUGAGCUUCAACACCACCACCAUUGAGAGCCGAGGGCUUCGGUAUGUCACCUUUAAGAAAUGCUACGAAAAUGUAACAUACUGGAGUGCUGAUCCUGGGAAAUCCAUCAGCUUCCUAUAUUCCGGGAGAUAUUCUCCAAUUUACGGGCAUCAGGGAGCCGCUAUCAAUAUGCGGGAGACUCCCGGAACUUCCGGGCGACUUGGGACGUCUGUGAAGGUGCCUAAAGAUCGUGAAGAUUCCUGUUUUAAAUAUUUAGCCCCUAAAUCAGAUAACUGUACUGUAGCACCUAUUCAAGAUCCACACAGUGACAUUCUGGUUGGUGUUAUUGUUGCGAGCAUUCUUUGUGCUGUUGCUCUUUUAUGUAUAGGUUGUAGAUAUUGGAAGACAAAAAGGCUUCGAAGUGUGCCAUGUUCUGUGUACAGAUGGCAUCAAAAUUGACGUGAAUCUCGAUGUGACUACAAAUAAGCAGAGCAGGACCACGCUAUUUCUAUGGUAGAAUUGGAGUCAAACAGCAUUUGCUAAACUGUCACAUCUGUACCUGCUUGCAAUCAAGACUCCACUUCCCAGCAUUCACAGCAGCCUGCCAUGGAUGACAACACCAUCCUCCGCUUCACUGCUCACAACUCCCUGAUUGCACACACCUGGACUCAGUCACCACAGCACACUAUUUGAGCAUGCUCAGUACACCAAGUCAAUAGGAAGUAAAUGCGUGUGGCUGAGUUUGCCAAACCUUUUGCUUAUUGUGCUGCUUUUCUGGUUUUGUACCUUGCCUUUUGAUAUUGCCUCUAAUUGCCUGCCCAGCUAACAAUUGAACAUUCCAUAAACAUUCGGAGAAUGUUUACUUUAAAGUUCUGGGAACGAUCUCAGGGAAUGUUGUAGUAAAAAAUUUUUUUUAGAGUUUUUCUUAUGUUAUGGGAAUGUUAGGUCUUAACAUUAUGAAAAAAAAAUGUUUUGGGUACCUAGUGAGAAUCUUCAUAAUUUAUUACUUUUGGUUUAAAAAUAAAUGAAAACAAGACAUGAACAUGUAAUGAAUGACUUUUAUUUACAGCAGGUUCCAACUGAAUACAAUUAUGUUACUGCUAAUACUCAACUUUAAAAAAUACAAUCCAGCUCAAAGAAAAGACUCAA
Neoarius graeffei (lesser salmon catfish) is the source of this 1381-nucleotide messenger RNA. RefSeq lists its product as uncharacterized. Bases 59 to 691 code for a protein of 210 amino acids. NCBI's taxonomy places the organism in Eukaryota, Metazoa, Chordata, Actinopteri, Siluriformes, Ariidae. The record is from RefSeq and is a predicted model, not a curated record. The transcript is spliced from 8 exons.